Molecule: messenger RNA, 2110 nt
Organism: Alligator mississippiensis (American alligator)
Lineage: Eukaryota; Metazoa; Chordata; Crocodylia; Alligatoridae
Product: keratin, type I cytoskeletal 19
Exons: 7
Coding region: 93-1460 (455 amino acids)
Molecular function (GO): structural molecule activity
Source: RefSeq, a predicted model, not a curated record
GUUGGAAAGGGAAAAAAAACCUGCAGUCUGAUUCAGCAUUGACUUGUGCAUCCUGCUCUGGGCUUUGGGCUGGCUUCUUAAUUGCUGUCAUUAUGAGCUGCAGCUCAAAGCAGAGUUUUAAUGGUGGUUCCCAGGGGAUAGGCAGAGGAAGCAGUGGUGUUGUUGGUGGUAGAGCUAUAGUUAGUUCAAUCUCUUCUGGAAGAUGUGGAAUCGGCAAUUUUUCUGGUGGUAGUUUCAGUGAAGGAUUCACUGAGAGGGGGCUGAAAAUUGGCAAUUGUGCCGGUGGAAGCACUGGACCUGCCAUAAGUGGAGGUAUGCGAGUUGGCUUCAGUGGUGGCUUUGUAGGAGUUGGUGAUGGUAUCAGUGGUGUUUGUUGUAGUGAUGAAAAGCUGACCAUGCAGAACCUUAAUGACCACCUGGCAUCCUACCUGGAUAAGGUGCGAUGCCUGGAGGAAGAGAAUGCUGAACUGGAGUGCAGGAUUUGGGACUGGUAUGCCAAGCAUGGCCCCACCUGUGAGCCAAGGGACUACAGCUGCUACUACAAGGAAAUAGAAGAUCUUCAAAACCAGAUCAUUUGUGCAACUCUGGAGAACAACAAGAUCCUUCUGAAUAUUGACAACAACAGGAUGACUGCAGAUGACUACAGAGUGAAGUAUGAGACUGAAUGUGGUCUUCAUCAGUGUGUGGAGGCUGAUCUCAAUGGCUUACACCUGAUUCUGGACCAAUUGACUGGAUGUAGGGCUGACUUGGAAAUACAAUUUGAGAACCUAAAAGAGGAGAUAUGUCAUGUCAAGAAGAGCCAUGAGGAGGAAAUGAAUUGUCUGAGAAGCCAGUCAACUGGAGAUGUCAGUGUGGAGGUCAAUAGCUGUCCUGGGCCAGAUCUAAGGAAAAUUCUUGAAGACAUGAGAUGCCAGUAUGAAACACUGAUUGAUCAAAAUCGCAAAGAGAUUGAGGACUGGUAUGCUUGCAAGCUGGAGGAAGUGCAUCAGGAUGUUGUCACUAGCAGUCAGGAGAUGGUGUCAAGCAACAACCAGGUCAUUGAACUGAGACGGAAACUGCAAAGCAUGGAAAUUGAUCUGCUGGCCCAGUGCAGCAUGCGAGACACCCUAGAAGCCUCUCUGGCCGAAACCAAAUGCUGCUACAAUACCCACCUUGCUGAGAUACAGAAACAGAUCACUUGGGCAGAGCAGCAACUGGCUGAAUUGCGGGGAGAAAUGGAGUGCCAGAACCAAGAGUAUAGGAAUCUCCUGGACAUCAAAUGUUGCCUGGAGCAAGAAAUUCAGACUUACUGCUGUCUGCUGGAGGGCGGGCACCAUGGAAUUGUUGGAGCAGUAGGAAGAGGAGUUAAUGAGUCUUCAGCUGGAAAAACUGGAGGACUUCCAUCUUCUCACUCCUUCUCUGCAUCUUCCCAGUGUCAACCUGUGUGCCAACCAAUGUGUCAACCCAUCUGUCAUCCGUAAUCCCUGCCUUCCCAGAGUGGGGAUGUACAAGGUGAAGAACACUUUAUUAUCACAUAAACAUGAGCUGUUUCUCUAGGCUCUGUCAUUUUUAUUGAGCAGGAAGAUGCAUCAGAGUCAUUCUCUUGCAGGUGGUCUGGGGAUUCCAAAAUGUUCCUAUUUUAUGGGCAUACCAAAAGCAAUAGGAUGAAGACUUAAGUUCUGAUGUGCAGCUGAGCUUGCCACCAUACACGUUUUUGCCCCCAGCCACUUUUCUGACAGUUUCUUCGUUAAAUGAAUGAAGAGGCCACACAGUCAGAUUCGUUAUUUUCUGAACAGAUUAUUGCAGAAGGGCAUGUGAUUAAUUUAACUCCAUGCCCUCUAGAGAGGCUGACCAAGGCAAAAAUGAGAGCAAACUGUAGGGAAAGAUCAACUGAAAAAUACUCCUGAUAUUUACUCAGUUCUGCUGAAGCCCUCUGUCCAGAAAGACCUAUCAUUUCUAUUCAGAGGUGCCACUUCUCUGCCUAUCAAGCUACUUGCUUCUUUCAUUCUGUAAUGCUGUACUUAUCCAAUUGCUGCUGUUUACUUGAGUUCAUAUGAGCUGUGAUUGGUGAUAUGCUAACCACCAAAAAAUUGUCUCAAAUAAAACGCUCCUACUGCUGAUGCAUCCAGAA